AUGGGGAUCAAAGAUAUGAAAGAAUUAAAGUGGCCUUCAAGAAUGAACUCGCCCCCUGACACGAGAGAUAGGAACAAGUAUUGUGAAUUUCACCGAGAUCAUGGGCAUACCACGGAGGAUUACACAAAUAGUGGGCGAAAGCAGUAUGCCCACCAACAUGCUCAUAUCCCAAGGGAAUCCCGUGAUAAAGUCAAAGACAUCACCUUUGAAGCAAGAGAUUUGGAAGGAAUAUCAUAUCCUCAUGACGAUGCCUUGGUCCUCUGUGCGGUUGUGGCUAACUUUGAAGUAAAGAGGAUUCUGGUUGAUAAUGGGAGUGCAGCAAAUAUACUCUUGGAAGAGACUUUCGCCAAAAUGGGGAUCUUUCCCAAACAGCUCAAAGCAGUAAAAACUCCUCUACAGGGAUUUGGUGGUAGAGUCAUUAUCCCUGAGGGCAUCGUCGAGCUCCCACUUACAUUAGGUUCUGGUAAUACACAAAUGAUAGAGAUCACACCAUUCCAAGUGGUUAAUACCCCAGUGGCCUACAACAUCAUUCUGGGAAGACCCCUACUGAAUAAGAUCCAAGCUAUUGUAUCAACUUUCCACCUGGCCAUGAAGUUCCUUACAGAUCAUGGCAUCGGAGUAGUUCGAGGAGACCAAACAGCUGCCAGACAGUGCUAUGUUACUAGCAUCCGAGGAAUGAGUACAGACGUCAUGCAACUUUUAGACUUCGAGCUCGAACCAAGGGAUAGAUUGGGCCCCGUUGAGGAAUUGGAAGUGGUCGAGCUCGAGCACGGGAAAAUGGUGACUAUUGGUCGAGAUCUCAAGGCCAGCCUCCGGGAGGAAGUCUUUAAUUGUCUGUCCUAUAACAUCGAUAUUUUUGCCUGGAAGGUCGAAGAUAUGCCAAGGAUAGACCUUGAAGUAGCAGUCUAUAGACUCAAUAUAAGCCCAGGGGCCAAACUUGUUAAGCAAAGGAAGAGGCGGUUUGCGUCGGAAAGACGUGUAGUCAUUCAGAAAGAGGUCGGAAAACUUGUAAGAGUGGGGUUCAUAAGGGAAGUCCAAUACCCCGAUUGGCUCGCUAAUGUUGUUCUUGUAAAGAAGGCCAGUGGUAAAUGGAGGGUCUGCAUUGACUUCACAGAUCUCAAUAAGGUGUGCCCUAAAGACAGUUACCCGCUACCCAGGAUUGACAAUCUUGUGGAUAACACAUCCGGACAUAAGCUGUACAGUUUCUUAGAUGCAUUCUCAGGGUAUCAUCAAAUCCUCAUGGCCGAAGAAGACCAAGAGAAGACCUCAUUCAUGGCUGAUUCAGCCAUAUAUUGCUAUAGGGCAAUGCCAUUUAGGUUGAAAAAUGUUGGGGCAACAUAUUAG
Molecule: messenger RNA, 1344 nt
Organism: Olea europaea var. sylvestris
Lineage: Eukaryota; Viridiplantae; Streptophyta; Magnoliopsida; Lamiales; Oleaceae
Exons: 2
Coding region: 1-1344 (447 amino acids)
Source: RefSeq, a predicted model, not a curated record